Messenger RNA from Cydia strobilella, 5007 nucleotides. It is a transcript of the gene Ehbp1, whose product is annotated as EH domain-binding protein 1. Bases 224 to 3169 code for a protein of 981 amino acids. Gene Ontology annotation, biological process: actin cytoskeleton organization. The transcript is spliced from 24 exons. The record is from RefSeq and is a predicted model, not a curated record. Gene Ontology annotation, cellular component: filamentous actin; microtubule organizing center. NCBI's taxonomy places the organism in Eukaryota, Metazoa, Arthropoda, Insecta, Lepidoptera, Tortricidae. Gene Ontology annotation, molecular function: protein binding.
ACGUCAAAAAUGGACUGAAAUUUUCUGCAGUGUUCACAGUAAUUUACGUAAAAAAUAAGCAUCUAUAAAAAGGAAUUAGUCAUUUAUUAGUAGGAAACGAGUGAUAAAAAGACAGUUUUUGUGUCCAGUGCGGAAGGAACAGUGACAAGUGUUGUAAUGUCCCUGUUUUUCUGAUGCGAGACACAUCGAUAUUUUGAUUUUUCUGAGCCAGUCCACCGCGCGCAUGGCCUCCGUGUGGAAGCGGCUCCAGCGCGUCAACAAGCGCGCCGCCAAGUUUGAGUACACCGCCUCCUACCACCGCGUGGAUCUCGACACCUCGCCCAAAUGGAAACCAAACAAACUAUCGAUCGUGUGGACGCGGCGCUCGCGGCGGGUCAUCACGGAUCCGGUCCAAUGGGAGCCAUCUUUGAAGGAUCCACUCAAAGGCAGUGUUAUGUUUGCGGUACCGGAGAACCGUUCGGUGGCGGUGACUCUAUUCAAAGAUGCUCGCACGAACGAAUUAGAAGAUAAGGACUGGACCUUCGUACUAGAAGAUGUCUCCCCGACUGGAAAGCGCCGUCGUCUCGCCGUAUGCGCCAUCAACAUGCGGAAAUACGCCUCCCUAGAACCUUCCCAACGGGCCUUAGUUCUAACCUUAGAACCGACGACACAAAAGAUACAGUCAGCAUCAUUGCAUCUCACUUUACACUGUGUGCUGCUACGGGAGGGACAGGCUACAGACGAGGACAUGCAAUCCCUUGCUUCACUUCUUUCUGUCAACAACAAUUCGGAUAUCGCGGUGCUAGAAGAUUUAGACGAAGAUGAUUACACACUUUCUGAUAACUCCACAAGACAGAUGUCCGAUCUCCGUCAGCAAAUGGAAGAGAUGACCCACAGUCUCACCAACAGCGACAUCGCCGCCACCCCUAACAGCGUCCAGAGCUUACGCUUCGACGAGCGCACCCCCACCGCCCCCGCCACCCCCGCCACCCCUCUCACCUCCCUCACCGAUCAAACCCCCACUAACGACUUAAAAAUUGUAGAAACCUUGAGAAAACCUGAUUUCCUAACUAAAACUUUUAAAAUUGAACCUAAAAUGACUUCAACUCCCAAACCGACCACACCGCAAGAAAGUUUCAAGAGCGUAGUUUUCAAACCGAAGAUGGUGUCGAGAUUGAACCUUAAGCCGUUGGAUUUAAAGUCCAAUUUUAAUAGUAUAGGGCUGGAUAGGAAUGAUAAUGAGAAGGAUGAUGAGAAAACGCCGACGGGGGAGGAGAAGAUUGGGAGGAUUGAUAAGGAUAAAACUCCGGUACAAGACUUACUAGAAUGGUGUCAGACGGUGACAGGGGAAUACAAACAGUGUCGGGUGACCAACUUGACCACCAGCUUUCGGUCCGGGCUCGCGUUCUGCGCCAUUAUUCACCGCUUCCGGCCUGAUCUUAUUGACUUCUCUGGCCUACAACCUGAUGAAAGUGAACAAAAUCUUCGAGUAGCUUUAGAAGCUAGCGCUACGCUCGGAAUCUCGCAAGUUUUGACAGCGGCUGACGUGUGCAAAAGCAAACCUGACAGGCUAGCGAUAAUGACGUACCUAUUCCAACUUCGGGCGCAUUUCACUGGCAACGAAUUACAAGUAGAACAAUUAGGCAAUGAUGAAACGGAGUCAUCAUAUCUAGUCGGUCGACACGACACGGACGGGUCGCUACCACGAGACCUGUUCAGUAGAGAAAUUAGCACGAGAAGGUCUAAGAAUAUGGAGAACCGACCGAGGCCUGGGUCACAAGUUUCACAGGAUUCUCAAGUAUCGGUCCCAUCGCGUCAUUCACAAGAACGAUAUACGCCCGACAAGCCAGCGCCACCUAUCACGUCCCCCGCCCCCGCGCCCGCCCCCGCCCCCGCCCCCGCACAGCGCACCCGCCUCAUGACGCGCAAGGAGCUCACCGACCCGUUCGGGUCCGACGACGAGGACGAGCCCUCCGCCCCCGCGCCCGCGCCCGCCCCCGCCCCCGCCACCGCCACGCUCACUAUCAACACGUUCACCAGGCUUGCUGAUGAAACCCCAGAAAAACCAAAAAUAGAACCGGCCACAACGGACCCGCUACAGAUCACAGAAAAGUCAGAAACAGACAAGCCACUCGUAAAAGAAACCUCGCCAGACCUGCCCAAACCCACGCCGCAAUUGUUGUCGCGUCACGAUGAGCUUAAAGAGCGAGCGAGACAGCUGCUUGAGGCUACGAAGAGAGAGGCAAGAGCGAAAGAGAAGAAACGACAGGAGUUGAAGGAGAAAGAUGAAAAGGAACAAGUUAAUGGGAUUAGGAAUGGAGAUUUGAGUCCAACAAAGCCAAUGACAGAAGAGGAGAGACAACAAAUGCUACGAGAGCGAGCGAGAAAACUGAUAGCCAACGCGAGAGCUGGUAUUGUUAGUCCAACAUCACCAACUGGCUCUGUUCGGUCACCGCGGGGUACGGUGGAGAUCAUUAGCAAGCAAUCCGUCAUGGACGAAAUCGCUGCAGAUUUACUAAUGUUCAAUGGCAAUGGCACAGUGGGUGGCGUGGAACAAUUAGAAGCAAUGCUGUCUCAGAGCUCACACUCCAGUCCUGGCUCUAGAAAGAGUGCUAGUCCGGAUCGGUCGGAGGGUUCCGUGGGAUCUCGUUGUCGCUCGCCACUGCCGCUCGCGGCGUUACUUGACAAUGCGAAUGCGGAAGAGGGCCGAGAAACGGGUUCUUAUAUUCAGAGCGAGCUAGAAGCGUUAGAAAGAGAACAAAGCGCCAUUGACGAGAGAGCAGCAGCUUUGGAGAAGCAAUUGCGAUGUGUGAUGCAGAGCGCAGAUAAUACAGAGGAAGAGGACAGACUGAUGUCUCAGUGGUUCAACCUCGUGAAUAAAAAGAACGCCUUACUGAGGCGGCAGAUGCAACUUAACAUUCUUGAACAGGAAGAAGAUCUCAGCAGGCGAUGUGAACUGCUCGCAAGAGAGUUGCGACUCAGUUUAGGCGUCGAGGAAUGGAGAAAAACGGACGGACAGAAACGGCGGGAGCGACUCUUACUACAGGAGCUGCUGUCGGCUGUCAACGAACGUGACAGGCUGGUGCAAGAGAUGGACGAACAAGAGAAAGCGAUAGCGAACGACGACGAAAUAGAACGCAACCUAUCCCAGGUUGAGAUCCAGCGGAAAAACAACUGUAUCUUACAGUAAAUUAAGCUUAAUAUCGCUUGAAUUGUACACAGUGACUUAAUACUUUAUAGCGGUUUAAAACCGCGCUAUGUCCAUUUUAAUGUAUUCAUUUUACAGUCAGUCGCAGUGCGGGCGCAGCAUGAUUAAAUUUUUAUCGCCUGUCACUAUUUUUGUCACGUGUUGUUAGAACGUGACAAGCGAUAGAAAAGCGACCGUGCUACCGCCGCUGGACAUUGUGACAAAUACGUGAUUCGUUUAGAUAUUUUUGUCCGUUCAGGGACGUUUAUAUGUUUAUGACAUGACUGACAGUAAAUUAUCGAUAAAACGAUACGAUGAAUGAAUGUUAAUAUAUUUUUCCUUUUUUAUUGUGGGACGUACCACAGCUAGUGACGUCGUCACAGUUGCAAUGACUGAAUUCGCAUUGAUUGACGGAUGGUCACUAGGAGGAUAUAACCAAACGAAGUAGCCAUUAACAGGCGUUCCCCUCUGUCGAAAAUAGUCGGCCAAUGGUCAUACACAAUGUAUGGACUGAAGUUUAUCUGACAUGGCUAUUUGUACGUUACAUACAUUUGACGUUCCCCUCCCCCGCAAAAAUCGGCAGACUUUUUUGUACAGAAAGUUACAGACAAGGCGUCUCCGUUUGGCUAUAUCCUCCUAGGAUGGUCAGCUGGCGCAAUUGGUAACGCAUUGGACCGGCAAUCCGAGGAUGUGGGUUCGAGUCCCUGACCAAAGUUGAUCAUGGUUGUUUUUUUUUCAUUGUGAUUGACAUCUGUAUAUACAAUUUAUAGAUACGAUAUUUGACAAAAUACAGACUAUUUUUUGUUCAUGUUUAAUUUGGAAAUCGUUAAAUUAAAAAUAACUAAAUGUUUGUUUUUAUCCGUGUUCGUAAAUGUUUGAUUUUCACCAUUUUAAGUGUAUUAGCAUUUGAUUAUAACAGUCGACAGUGAACAAAUUAAAAAAAAAAUCACAUAAGUGCAGUCUUAACAUAGUCUCAUGUGACUAUUUCAUACAGAAUUUUACUAGGAUUAUAAUUGUGUCGUUUUCAAGCAAAAGGUACCUCAUUGUCGCUUGCCAUAAGGACGCUGUGGCAGGUUUUUCGUACAAAUAUAUAAGCAAUUUUCGUGCUUAUGGUAAGCGACAAUGUGGUACCUUUUGAUUGAAAACGUAUCAUUUUAUUCGUAAACCAAUUAUCUAUAACGCAAAUUUCGACGAUGUCGAUGCUUCGUGGUAUUGCAAAAGCAGUUAUCACUUAUCAAUCUUAUCAUAUACCUAUGUAUGAUGAAAUUAUUUUGCGUAACAUUGACUUGGUUGUUCGACUAUCUUCAGGGUUUUUUAAAUCCUUCGCCAAAUUCUGUCAUGUCAAUAUGUGGGUCAUACUUAACAAUUUUCACUAUGAGAGUAACCCGAAACACGUGAAAAAAUUUGCUGUCCCAUUCACAUCAUAGAUCAACAGUAUAAUUAUUCUAUUUUUGCGAUUUCUGUGUUGUCUAAAAUUUGAUCAGUAGUAUGACCUAUAAAUUCACAUCUCAAAAUAUGCCCAUGGGUUGAAAAAACACUUUAUACGAUAUGAAGUAAAUGUGGUGCAAUAACUCUCCUACAGGAGGUAUUGAAGUCCAUUAGCAUAGGUUAGUUUAAAAAAUCGAGAAUAAAAAUCUUCGGUAAUUUGAGCCUUAUAAUUAGGUGCAUAGGGUUUCAUUUUCUUACAUAACUGUCAAAGUUGAUCUUAUUCUCAAGUUGUGUUUUACCUGACCUUUUUGCCGCCAGACUUGAUAUAAAGAGAGUACAUUUUGCUCCCCACAUGCCACGACUUGAUACAGUACCUAUAUGUGCCAUUCUCAAUCAAAAGGGUACUUAUGUUC